AGAAGCAUCAUUCGCAAGCCAAACUCAAACCGCGAACUCCUCUCGAGCGCUCUAUCAUAUCCCUUGCGAUCCAGCGUGAAACCGUGCAGCGUAGUGCAGCGAAGAUGAAACAGUUUGUGGUGUUUGCUAGUGUGUGCUGUGUCCUGCUGGCAGGACGCGUUGUGUUGACGGCCCCCGCGCCCCAGCAGGGCGGUGCGCCGGCCGGCCAGAACCCGAACGAUGUGCAAACGGUGCGAUAUUACAGCGAAAACAAUGGACUGGAUGGUUACAAGUUUACCUACGAGCUUAGCGAUGGGCAGAUCCGAUCGGAAGUCGGCACCUACCGGGAUGUGAAGGACGCCGAGGGCAAGGACGUGAAGGCGCUGUUCGUGCAGGGCUCGUACUCGUUCGUCGGUCCGGACGGCCAGACGUACUGGGUGAACUACACCGCCGACGAGAACGGUUACCAUCCGAAGGUCGGCACCGGGCCAACGGGUGGAAUUCAAGCGGGCCAGGACGCGCCAGUGGCCAGCGCCUAGAGAGGACAGAAGCGACAGUCGGGUGAAGUUCAAGCGAUUGAACUGCGCCCAGAAAUGCUCAGUACACUCUGCUCAGUGCGUUAGAUGUCUGGCAGGAAGGAUAUCUACAAACGAGAUACACUUACCACACACCACACAACUCCUGCAAAUACAGAUACACAGAAAGAAUCCACAAUUACACAAACAAACACAGCAACCCUCGCGUGCGCGUCAGCAUGCAAAGUCAGUGGCAUUCUAUUUCGCUAGGCUUAAGGAUAGUCGAUGUAAAUAACGAUGCUUUUUUGUGUGCUUCUUGGUGUGACACUUUCAAGGAGGCUGCAAUAAACGAAGAAGCGUAGGAAAAUCUAAA
Anopheles arabiensis is the source of this 867-nucleotide messenger RNA. RefSeq names its product endocuticle structural glycoprotein ABD-5-like. Gene Ontology annotation, molecular function: structural constituent of chitin-based larval cuticle. The transcript has 2 exons. Gene Ontology annotation, cellular component: chitin-based extracellular matrix. NCBI's taxonomy places the organism in Eukaryota, Metazoa, Arthropoda, Insecta, Diptera, Culicidae. The record is from RefSeq and is a predicted model, not a curated record. Bases 105 to 518 code for a protein of 137 amino acids.